Molecule: messenger RNA, 4787 nt
Organism: Gasterosteus aculeatus aculeatus (three-spined stickleback)
Lineage: Eukaryota; Metazoa; Chordata; Actinopteri; Perciformes; Gasterosteidae
Source: RefSeq, a predicted model, not a curated record
GAUGUUACUAGAUGUUACUGGUUACUGUUAAGGUAAAGAACUCCAUCACCCAGCAUUCCCUAGUCAGUGCUGAGGGGACAUGCGCAGUGCGGAGCGCGGCAGACCCCGGGUAGCAUUACAGCGGACUGUGCUAGUUGACAUUAAAAGUUCAUGAAACGUAUAUCACGCCUCGCCUGCUUAUUAUAAGAAUACGCAAGGUACAACAUGGUGUCAGAAGUGGCCGUGAGCAGCUAAUGAAGAUAGAUUUGCCACGGGAGAACGACGGGAAAAAGAGAGAAAAAAAGAAAUCUCCGGUCGCGUGAGGUAACGUGCUAACAAGUCAACAUGCUAAAAGAGUUUGCUACGUCGUGUGAUGGCUACAAGUGGCAGUGGAAGUGAAGCGGGAGAUGAAGGACAGAUCGAACAUAUAGAAGAGGAUCUUGUGCCUGAAGCAGAGGACAACCGGCAACGCGAGAGGGCUGGCGAAGUCCCUGUACCCCGACUUUCAGUAAUGGAGAGGCUAAGUCCACCUACUUCCAUGCAACUGACUGGUAAUCUUGCUGAUAAUUGGAAGCGUUUUAAGCAACGAUUCAAUAUAUAUUUAGCAGCAAGUGGAGCAGGGGCUGAUGAUGAAAAACUGAAAGCUCACAUUCUUUUGCAUGUUAUGGGAGAAGAUGCUUUGGACAUAUAUAACAGCUUUCAGUUGGAUGAAGCUACUAUGACCUUAGCAGAAUUAAUGAUAAAGUUUGAAGAGUACUUUGUGCCUAGCCAGAACGUGACGUUUGAGAGGUACAAGUUUUUCACCCAUGACCAGAAGCAAGGAAUACAUUUCGAUCAGUACUUAGCAGAGCUUCAUACAUUAAGCAAAACAUGUGAAUUUGGCACCCUGAGAGAUUCUCUGGUGAGAGACAGGAUAGUUUGUGGCACAGUGGAUAAUGCACUCAGAGAGAGACUGCUCAGAGAAGCUGGACUUACACUGGAGAAGUGUGUCACUAUGUGCAGAGCAGCAGAAACAACUCGAGCGCAAGCAAAAGAGCUUCGGAGAGGUGAAACUACAGUGCAUGCAGUACACAAAGAACAGAGAAAUAAGAAAACAUUUACUAAACAAAAAGACUGUAAAGAGAAAUCUGCAGAAUUCAAAUGUGGUAAAUGUGGAGGCAGCCACAAGCCAAAAUCAUGUCCUGCGUAUGGAAAAUCCUGUAACAACUGUGGAAGGAACAAUCACUAUGCAAAAUGUUGCAAGUCCGCUUUUAAGCAGAAGGUUCACGCAGUUGGUGAGGAAGAAGAGGAUGAUGGGGAGUUCCUUGUGGAUGUGGUGCAGGCUCGGACUGAUGAAAAAGAGGAAUGGAUUGUGCCAAUCGAAGUGAACAAGACGGUAAUACCAUUCAAGCUAGAUACAGGUGCCCAGGUAAACCUGUUAUCUUAUGAGGAUUACAAGACAUUGGCAGUGAAAAGCAAAAUUCAUCCAGUAAAAACAAAGGUGACAGGAUACACUGGAGAAAGGGUUCCUGUUAAAGGCGGAUGCAUCGCAACCUUCAAAUACAGAGACCAGCAGAUAAGAGCAUUGCUACUGGUUGUGGAUACAAGUGCACAACCAAUCCUGGGACUCAAGGCAUGUACAAAGCUCAACCUGGUCAAAAGAGUGUUUGUAGUGACAUCAUCAGAAACUGUCAAUGAUCAUGACUCCCUGAUGGAAGAGUAUAAAGACUGCUUCGAAGGACUUGGAUGUCUACCCGGAGAACACAAAAUAUGCAUAGACAAAAGUGUGUCUCCUGUUGGGCAUCCUUGUAGGAAAGUUCCUUUUGCAUUGCGUGGAAAACUGAAAGAGGAACUGGCGCGCAUGGAAAAACUAAAGGUCAUCAAGAAAAUAGAUGAGCCGACUGAAUGGGUCAGCUCGCUGGUUGUUGUACAAAAGAAAACCGGUGCUCUGAGAACGUGCUUGGACCCAAGAGACUUAAACAAAGCGAUCAAAAGAGAGCACUUUAAGUUACCAACCAGAGAAGAAAUCAUGGCACAGUUUGCUGGAGCUAAAUGGUUCAGCAAACUAGACGCUUCAUCAGGUUUCUGGCAGCUGAGGCUGGACGAGGAGAGUUCGAAGCUGUGCACAUUCAACACACCUGAGGGCAGGUACAGGUUUCUUCGUCUGCCGUAUGGUAUCCUGUCAGCGCCUGAAGUCUACCAUAAGACUAUUCAUAUGAUCUUCGAGCACAUACCAGGAGUGGAGACAAUGAUGGAUGACGUCAUAGUCUGGGGGUCGACUCGAGAAGAACACGACGAAAGACUGAGACAAGUGCUAGACAAGACAAGGGAAGUGAAUCUGAAGCUUAACAAAGACAAAUGUGAGUUUGGAGUGAAAACACUUACCUUUGUGGGAGAUGUUGUCAGUGAAGAGGGGGUGAAGCCCGACCCGCGAAAAACGUCAGCAAUCAACAACAUGGAAAGACCAAACAACAAAGACGAGGUCAGACGUUUUCUGGGAAUGGUCACCUAUCUGGCCAAAUUUGUCCCUCAGCUGUCAGCACAGUCAGCACCUCUCAGGAGUCUUCUUGAACAGAAGAAUGAGUGGAUCUGGUCCCAUGAGCAGGAACAAUGUUUUGUGAAACUGAAAGAGACUCUGACACAAGAGCCCGUGUUAAAGUUUUAUGACCCAGAGAAGAAAACAAGGAUUUCAGCAGAUGCGUCACAGUAUGGCUUGGGAGCGGUGCUGCUGCAGGAAUACGAUGAGCAGUGGCUACCCGUUGCUUAUGCAUCCAGAGCCUUGACAAGCGCUGAGUCCAGGUAUGCUCAAAUCGAGAAGGAGCUGUUAGCGAGCAUGUACGCAUGUGAACGUUUUCACCAAUAUGUCUAUGGUCAAGCUUUUGAAGUGGAAACGGACCAUAAACCUCUGGUGUCCAUCAUGUCCAAACCUCUGAAUGACUGUCCUGUACGGAUACAGCGCAUGCUAAUCAGGCUGCAAAAAUAUGACAUACACAUGAUGUACACACAAGGGAAAUACAUGUACACCGCCGACACCUUGUCUAGAGCAGUGGAUGAGGGGGAGCGUGCGGACAGCGAAGACACUGCAGAAAUCCAGGCGUAUGUGGAUAUGAUUGUGUUGAAUCUGCCGGUAACAGCUGACAGAACAGAACAAAUACGCAGGGAGACAAAUGCAGAUGAAACGAUGACAGAACUCAAACACACAAUACAGACAGGAUGGCCUGAAAACAGAAAGGAUUGCCCCACGAAAAUACAAGACUACUGGAACUGUAGAUCUGAGCUCAGUGUGGUGGAUGACUUAGUGUUGAAGGGGAGCAAGUUUGUUAUUCCAUCAUCGUUACGUAAACAAAUGCUCCAAAAGAUACACGAAGGCCACCUCGGAGAAGUCAAGUGUAAACGGCGGGCAAGAGAAGUAAUGUACUGGCCGAGAAUCAAUCAAGAUAUCAGCCAGACAACAGCGUCGUGUGAGCUAUGUCGCAUCUACAGGCCAAAACAACAAGCUGAGCCGCUGAUGACUCACCCGGUGCCCCACAGACCGUACUACAAGGUUGGUACUGAUCUCUUUGACUGUGAUGGAAAGAGUUACAUAGUGGUCACCGACUACUUUUCAAAUUAUCCAGAAGUUGGAGCGCUGCAGUCAACAUCAAGCAAAGCAGUCAUCAGCUACCUCAAGACUGUCUUUGCCAGGCAUGGAGUGCCAUGUGAACUGUUUUCAGACAAUGGGCCCCAGUUUUCCAGCUGUGAGUUUGCUGCCUUUGCCAGGGAAUGGGGAUUUCAACACUCAACAUCGAGUCCAACCUAUCCAAAAUCCAACGGCUUGGCAGAAAGCUCAGUGAAAACGGUAAAAAACAUGAUGAGGAAAGCACAGGACAGAGAUGACUUUCAGAAGAGCUUACUGAUCUAUAGGAGUGCACCUCUACAGAACGGACUGUCACCAGCUCAAAUGCUGAUGGGUAGACGCAUUCGCUCUAACCUACCAAUAACUGAGGAUUUGCUUACGCCAAAGAACGCACACAAAGUCAGAAAAAUAAAGGAGGAACAAAAAGCAAAGCAGAAACAGCUGUAUGAUCGAACGGCAAAACACCUGCCAAAGCUGAGUCCUGGAGACCUGGUGCGUCUCAGGGACGUCUCUGCAGGCACAUGGGGACAAAAGGGACAGGUGAAGGAGGAAGUUGCUCCACGCUCCUACAGGAUCCAGACGGAGAAUGGAGUGUCUCUGAGGAGGAACCGCACUGAUCUGCAACUACGAACGACUGAGCAGGACAGUAUAGUUCAAGAGACGGUUCAGGAGGACACAACUGAAUCUACUGAGCUAUCGGACAGUGGUCUGACAGCGACGUCUGCGUCAACGGCUGAGGCGACACCUUUCAGAUUGCUGAAAUCGCCGGCUGCUGAAAGUCAGGCUAUACCUAGGAGACAUGUUCAGCCACCUAUGAGGUUGAUUGAGAGUUGCUAGACUAUCUUUAGUUUGUUUUGUUUGCAGAGAAGGAAAAGGCAAUGUGUACCUUUUAAUUUUGUCUUGUUCGAGUAAGUUUACUUAAGAAGGAAAAGGGGAAGUUGCAAUUGUAGAAGUUGUUUACAAGUAUAGUUUAUAUGUUACAUUACACUUGCACUUAAAGAUGGCUAUGUUUUUACGGGGGAAAAUAUAAUCUCAUUGUAAGGGGAAAGAUGUGAUGUUACUAGAUGUUACUGGUUACUGUUAAGGUAAAGAACUCCAUCACCCAGCAUUCCCUAGUCAGUGCUGAGGGGACAUGCGCAGUGCGGAGCGCGGCAGACCCCGGGUAGCAUUACAGCGGACUGUGCUAGUUGACAUUAAAAGUUCAUGAAACGUA